Messenger RNA from Adineta ricciae, 3486 nucleotides. Lineage: Eukaryota; Metazoa; Rotifera; Eurotatoria; Adinetida; Adinetidae. The record is from the annotation of a GenBank genome assembly.
AUGUCUACCACGCCACAAGGCUCUACAACGACUCAAAACGAAACACCCUUAACUUCAACGACAAAUACAGUGCCUGAUCAAGACUACCUUCUGACUGACGACAAUACCGAUUGUCGACGCAGCGAGGCAUUUGAUCUGCCUAAAUCAAAGAAAUUCAGAUCAUCAACAUCAUUGAUUAGUAACGGCAGCGAAACAAUCAAUAUGUCAUCAAAUGGUAAUAAUGCAAAUCUCGGUGAAGCUAUGGAACAUACUAAUGGAAGCAUGAAUUGUAAUGGGAACAGUGAAAAUAAUAAUUCACAAGCAACACAACAAACAGCAGCAACAUCAAAUCAAAUGGCGGACGGUUUACAACACCAAACGUCAACAACAUCGUCGAAGACGCCCGAAAUCGAUGAAGGUCUCUAUUCUCGACAAUUGUACGUCAUGGGCAAGGAAGCCAUGCACCAAUUGGCCAACGCUCAUGUUCUUAUAUCUGGCAUGCGUGGUCUUGGUGUUGAAAUAGCGAAAAACAUCAUUCUUGGCGGUGCUAAAGCAGUCAUCAUUCACGAUUGUGAUAAAGUCGAUUACGCUGAUCUUUCGUCACAAUAUUACUUUUCGGAAAAGGAUAUUGGUCAAAAUCGCGCUAGUGUGGCGAAUAAACAAUUAUCAGAAUUGAAUAGUUAUGUCAACGUAUCAUGCUCGUCAGCACCACUUGAUGGAACUUUUCUUCAAGAAAAUAAAAUCAAUGUUUUCGUUCUAACUGAUGCCGAUUUUGCUGAACAAGUCAGCCUGGGUGAUUAUUGUCACAGCAAUGGAAUAAAAUUCAUCGUAGCCAAUACGAAAGGCUUAUUUGGUCAAAUUUUCUGCGAUUUCGGUAAGAAUUUUAAUGUUCUCGAUACCAACGGCGAAAAUCCAUUAACGCAAAUUGUCACCGAAAUAAGCCAUGAUGAAUCAGGUGCUGUUUUUAUGUCCACGGAUACACGACAUGGGUUUGAAGAUGGUUCAUAUGUUACCUUCCAUGGUGUCAAAGGAAUGACUGAAGUCAAUGAUCGAGAAUUCAAAAUUGCCGUGCCAAGCCCAUUCACAUUCACUAUUGGAGAUACAAGAAACUUUGGCGUCUAUGAAAGUGGUGGAACAGUAACUGAAGUGAAAAAACCAGAAUCUGUGAAUUUUAGAUCAUUUUCGGAAUCUUUACAAGAGCCUGAAAUGUUAAUUUGUGAUUUUUCCAAAAUGUCCAUGCCCGUCAAUCUCCAUUUAGCAUUUCAAGUUUUACCGCGUUACCAAAAGCAGUACAAUUCCUUACCAAAACCAUGGAAUGAUGCUGACGCUGAGAAAUUCUACGAAUUAGCCGAAGCAUUGAACAAAGAAAAUCGAGAAAAUCCAUUAACCGAUGAAUUGAAUAAACAUUGGAUAAAAUUAUUCGCCAAGACGUGCACAGGUGAUUUAUGUCCAAUGCAAGCUGUCAUUGGUGGAAUUGCUGCUCAAGAAGCCAUGAAAGCAGUGACAGGAAAAUUCAUGCCAAUCCGACAAUUCUUCUAUUUUGAUGCGAUCGAAUGUUUACCAGAAGAUGUCUUUCAAUCACCAACCGAAGCAGUAACAACAACCGAGAACAAAGGAUCUCUAAGAUUCCCAACGAAGAAAUCGCGCUAUUACUCGCAAGAGAUUGUCUUUGGUGAAGAUUUUCAAAAAGCAUUAGGCGAAACGAAAUAUUUCGUGGUUGGUUCGGGUGCCAUCGGUUGUGAAAUGUUAAAGAACUUUGCUAUGAUGGGCUUGGGAUGUGGAGAAGGCGGUCAUAUCUAUGUUACAGACAUGGACUCGAUUGAGAAAUCAAAUUUGAAUCGACAAUUUCUCUUCCGUUCAUGGGACAUCGGAAAAAUGAAGUCUCAAGUGGCAAGCGAAGCGGUCAAACACAUGAAUCCAAGUAUGAAUAUUCGCGCAUAUGUCGACGGUGUUUUACCUGAAACCGAAAACAUCUAUAAUGAUCACUUCUUUGAACGAUUAGACGGUGUUGUCAAUGCACUUGACAAUGUCAAAGCCCGUCAAUAUGUCGACCGUCGUUGUGUUUAUUAUCAAAAACCAUUGGUUGACAGUGGCACAUUAGGUACAAAGGCCAGUGUUCAAGUUGUUGUUCCAUUCCUCACGGAAUCAUAUUCAUCAACAAAUGAUCCACCUGAUCCGUCAGUACCAAUGUGUACAUUACGUAAUUUCCCUAAUUUGAUUGAACAUACAAUUGAAUGGGCGCGUGAUAAUUUCGCUGGUCUUUUUACCAUUCCUGCUCAACAAGCUGAAGAAUUCAUUCGUUCAGGAAAAGAAUUCGCCGAGCGAACAUCUAAAAAUCAUUCAGAAUAUGAUAAAAAUGAAAUUAUUGACAACGUCAAACGUAUUCUCGGCUCCGAACGUCCAAAAGCUUUUACCGAUUGCAUAAAAUGGUCACGAAAUCUAUUUGAACAACAAUUUCACAAUACAAUCGCCCAAUUACUUUACAAUUUUCCACGUGAACACAUCACCAGCAAAGGUGACCGUUUCUGGAGUGGAAACAAGCGUUGCCCACAUGUGCUGAAGUUCGAUGUCAACAAUAAACUUCAUUUGGACUUCAUUGUCGCUGCAUCAAACCUAUUAGCACAUAUGUAUCACAUCGAAGGAUCGCGUGAUCGACAAGCUAUUGCUCAAGAAGUGGCGAAAGUUCAUGUUCCCGAGUUUCAGCCCAAAUCUGGUGUUACCAUUCAUGAAAAUGAUGAACAAUUAAAAGCUGAAAAUGAACGACAGAAGAAUAUGAAUGCUAUGCGUAAAGGAGUUCCAGGUGCAAGUGAAUCAGAAGCUGAUUUAAUCCUUGCACGGUUACCCAAUCGCGAUGAUAUCAAUCAUAUUAAAAUUCGAGCACAUGAAUUUGAAAAAGAUGAUGAUACCAACUUUCAUAUGGAUUACAUUGCCGCAACAGCGAAUCUACGCGCUGAAAAUUAUGAAAUUCAAACAGCUGAUCGUAGCAAAAUUAAACGUAUUGCUGGAAAUAUCAUUCCAGCUAUUGCAACGACAACUGCGAUGGUUACAGGUUUAGUUUGUCUUGAAGUUUACAAAUUCAUUCAAAAGCAUAAGAGAAUCGAAUCAUUUCGAAAUGCUUUCGUCAAUUUGGCUUUACCAUUCUUUGGCUUUUCCGAACCAGUUCCACCAAAACGUCAAAAAUAUCUCGGCAAAGAUUUCACUUUGUGGGAUCGAUUUGACGUCAAGGGCGAUAUGACAUUGGAAGAACUGAUUGAAUACUUCAAACGCGAACAUAAACUCGUACCAAACAUGAUUUCAGCAGGAAUGUCCGUUAUUUAUAGUCCACAUUUUAUGCGCAAGGAAAGCAAAGCACAAGAUAUGAAACGAAAAAUUUCAGAACUGUUUGAAACGGUGACCAGAAGCAAGAUACCUGCCCAUGUUUGUUCACUUACAUUAGACAUGUUAUGCGAUGACCUCGAAGGAAAUGAUGUAGAAGAUGUUCCCUAUAUCAAGUACACAUUUAGAUGA